Messenger RNA from Camellia sinensis, 792 nucleotides. The record is from RefSeq and is a predicted model, not a curated record. NCBI's taxonomy places the organism in Eukaryota, Viridiplantae, Streptophyta, Magnoliopsida, Ericales, Theaceae.
AUGAACAACUGUGUUGUAACAGAAGAUUUUAAGGAGAGAUUGGGAGGUGGAGCAUUUGGAUUUGUGUUUAAAGGGAUGUUGGAAGAUGACAAUCAGAUUGUGGCAAAGCGAUUUUCUGGAAUAACGUUACCUUGCCUCAAUUGUCAAGCUUGGAAGAAGAUUAUACUUCACAUAGCCAAAGGGCUGGCUUACCUGCAUGAAGAAUGCCGACAGAGAAUAAUUCACCUCAAUAUAAAGCCACAAAACAUUCUCUUGGAUGAAGAUUUUAAUGUCAAAAUCUCUGAUUUUGAGUUAUACAAGUUGAUAAACAGAGAGGAAAGCCAUGUUUUGACCACAAUGAGAGGAACUCCUGGAUAUAUCGGUCCAGAGUGGUGGCAAGCAAGAGUCACCAUCAAAACUGAUAUUUAUAGCUUUAGAAUUGUUCUUCUUGAGAUAGUUAGUCGCUGGCGAAACAUUGACAGCACACAGUUAGAAUCUAGAAAACAUCUGCUUCAAGUGUUGCGGGAGAAGGCUGAGUAUCAACUAAUUGACAUUGUGGAAAACAUGGAUGAAGGAGUCAAACAAUAUCAUGCCAAGGAGGUGGUCAGGAUGACAAAGAUUGGAGCUUGGUGUUUGCAAAAUGAUCAGUCAAAAAGGCCUUUCAUGUCUAUUGUGGUUAAGGUUCUGCAGGGAUGGAUGGAGGUGGAAACAAACAUCAACUACAACUUUACAUAUGCAAUGGCAUCUUCCUCGACAAUCAACAACCAUGCUUCCAUGGCACCACCAGCUUUAGUUCUUUCUAAUCCUCAAUGA